AUACUCUUGACCCUACUGCUAUAGCUAAACCAUCAAUGCCACGCCCAAAAACACCUCCCUUCUCCCUCACACGGCAACUCAUCCGCCAGUCAUGGAACAAGUACAAUCUCUUCAACCUCGCUCGCAAACAAACUCCCUCCAUCACCAAUAAAACAAUGUACCAACAAAAAUGGGAAGCCAAGAGAGAAACACGCGCCUACCAUGGCGCACACCUCGCAGAACGUCAAUUCAAAGCAGGUUGGGAUCGCAGGCUCGUAGGAGUCGCGGGUGAGCAAGCACAGGAUAAGCGACGCACACCGUUGGCGUCACAGACUUUUGCAUCAAUGGAAAAGCGGCUCGACAUCGCCCUCUACAGAGCCAUGUUUGCCAGUAGUGCACGGCAAGCAAAACAGAUGGUCGUGCAUGGGAAAGUGCGUGUGAAUGGUGUUCUUGCUCGGCAACCAGGUCUGGUCUUGAAGGCAGGAGACUUGUUUGAGGUUGAGCCAGCAGCUGUCAUUAUGAAUGUAUCACCUUCCCGUGGGCAACAACUAGAGGCCACAGAGGAAGAGACUGCAGAGCCUACCGAAGGAGAAGGAGAAGCUGCUACACCAACCAUUUCCAAAGUCACAGCAAAAGCACAGGCUUGGGAGGAGAUUGGCGCUGAUUCAUUCAUCCCAAAGCCCUUCAUGUCAGCUUUUGCAUUUGUUCCUGCAUACCUUCAAGUCGACUUUGAGACGUGCUCUGCCGUCUACCUCAGAGAUCCGGUCGCUCGUCCAGGACAUACGGAGGUCCCUUCACCUUUUCCUGCACCAGUACACGGUCUUGCUUACUCCAUGUACGAACGUGGCCGGUGAACCUUGCUAUCUUUCAUCUUCCUAC
Molecule: messenger RNA, 858 nt
Organism: Protomyces lactucae-debilis
Lineage: Eukaryota; Fungi; Ascomycota; Taphrinomycetes; Taphrinales; Protomycetaceae
Exons: 1
Coding region: 36-833 (265 amino acids)
Biological process (GO): positive regulation of translational fidelity
Cellular component (GO): mitochondrial small ribosomal subunit
Molecular function (GO): structural constituent of ribosome; rRNA binding
Source: RefSeq, a predicted model, not a curated record